AUGGCGUUUGCUCAAAAUGACAGCCAAGUUGGAGAAAAAAAUCUUGGCCAGGAACCCAUCUCCGGAAUAAGUCGUCUGUUUAAUGGCACAGAGCCUAUUGUCUUGGACAGUUUAAAACAACAUUAUUUCAUUGAUCGAGAUGGUGAAAUUUUCAGAUAUAUAUUAAGCUUCCUAAGGACAUCUAAGCUACUGCUCCCAGAUGACUUUAAGGACUUUAAUCUUUUAUAUGAAGAAGCAAAGUAUUACCAGCUGCAGCCAAUGAUUAAGGAACUUGAGCGAUGGAAACAAGAGAAAGAACAAAGGAAACAUUUCCAGCCUUGUGACUGCUUGGUUGUAAGAGUGACUCCAGAUCUGGGGGAAAGAAUUGCAUUGAGUGGGGAGAAAGCUUUAAUAGAAGAGAUCUUCCCCGAGACCGGGGACGUCAUGUGCAACUCUGUAAAUGCCGGCUGGAACCAGGACCCUACCCACGUUAUUAGGUUUCCUUUGAACGGAUACUGCCGGUUGAAUUCAGUGCAGGUGCUCGAAAGAUUAUUUCAGAAGGGAUUUAACGUGGCAGCUUCGUGCGGUGGUGGGGUGGAUUCCUCUCAGUUCAGUGAAUACGUGCUGUGUCGCGAAGACAGACGACCACAACCUACCCCAACGAUCAGAAUAAAACAGGAGCCACUGGACUAGACCCUACCCCUACUCCUUUGUAACCGUAGAAGUGUUUAAUAGUCCCUUAUGUGAAACACUAAGGAUUUGCAAAACAGUAUUAGCAAACAGAUUUUGACUUUAUGUUGCCAAUUAGUGGUAUUCUGAAACUACCUGUCACAGAGCCAGCCAUGAAAUGCAUUUGAAAAACCAGUUGUCCGUUUUUCACAAUGAAAUUCCUGAGCAUGCUCAGCGUACCAGGCCUGCUGGGAAUGUACUUUGGGCUGAACAGCUGCCAUGGUGAAAAAGGCAAAGCUUUGUAAACCCCUGACCCUACAUUGGACUUCUGCAGAAAGACCAGUUAAAGCAAUUUGAAGACAUCAGCAGGAGAAAUGGUUCUGGCAGUCUUUCCAACGACACCCCGAUG
Molecule: messenger RNA, 1057 nt
Organism: Balearica regulorum gibbericeps (East African grey crowned-crane)
Lineage: Eukaryota; Metazoa; Chordata; Aves; Gruiformes; Gruidae
Source: RefSeq, a predicted model, not a curated record